Messenger RNA from Elaeis guineensis (African oil palm), 567 nucleotides. The record is from RefSeq and is a predicted model, not a curated record. Lineage: Eukaryota; Viridiplantae; Streptophyta; Magnoliopsida; Arecales; Arecaceae.
AUGAUCAACUAUAAACCAAAUCAAGAUCAAAGCUUGGCAGAUGCAUUGCACGUGCUGUGGGAGAAACAAAUUGAUGGAGUUGCAGUGCUCGAUCGAAAAACUGGAACCCUGCUGGGGUGUGUGAGGUGCAGUGAUGUUUAUCUUCUUCUGGAGGAUGAGUCCAUAUUCAACAAUAGGAAGUGCCUCACCAUUGAUGAAUUCAUCAAAAAAUCCAACACUGCAAGAAGCGAUGCGGGCACCGAUUCAUCAGCAGAGAAAACACGUGCUUCCAUUGGGGCUCUCUGCCUAAAGAAUGAGUUCCUUCCUCAAAUAGGCACCCCGACAACCAACCGGAAGACUGACACCCUCAAACAAGCCAUGGAGCAUCUGGUGGCAUCUGGGAGUGAUUGCACUUUCAUAGUCAAUCAAUCAGGACAGCUUGAGGGUGUCGUCAUGCUCAGAGACAUCAUCUCAGAGUUCUCUCCACCAUGCAUGGAUUCAAGAAUUGAUGGGGGUGGAUUCUUCAAAUCAGCUCUAGCGCAGGCUGGGUGCCAUGUGGAGGAUGGAAUGAUGAUCCGAGAGCAUUAA